Molecule: messenger RNA, 1477 nt
Organism: Scleropages formosus (Asian bonytongue)
Lineage: Eukaryota; Metazoa; Chordata; Actinopteri; Osteoglossiformes; Osteoglossidae
Product: phospholipid scramblase 1-like
Exons: 10
Coding region: 106-867 (253 amino acids)
Biological process (GO): plasma membrane phospholipid scrambling
Cellular component (GO): plasma membrane
Molecular function (GO): phospholipid scramblase activity
Source: RefSeq, a predicted model, not a curated record
GUGAAGAAAACGUGAUAACCUCUUGGAGCUGUUCUCUUAACGGUUCUGUGUCAUCAUCAUCAUACAGGGACGAAGACGCGCGCGGGUCUCCAGACUCCACGUGACAUGAUGGCGCUCACAGCUACAACGACAAGGAAAAGUGAAGAUGACUCUUUCUUCAAUGAAUCUGACCAGAUGCCCCUUACUGCAGCUGCAGCCCUGUGGGCCACUGCGGGAACUCCAGCAUACUCCCCAGGCCUGCAGUACUUAAGUCAGAUUGACCAGUUGAUUGUCAAUGCACAAGUGGAUCUAUUGGAAGUUCUGGUAGGUUUUGAGUCCAACAACAUGUACCAACUGAAGAACAGCCAGGGCCAGCCAGUAUUCUAUGCCUUGGAGGACACUGAAUGUUGCACCAGAAACUGGUGUGGAUCCCUCCGCCCAUUCGUCAUCAAGGUGAUAGACAACUAUCGCUGUGAAAUCAUCAGGUUGAUGCGUCCUCUGAAGUGCGACUCUUGCUGCUUCCCUUGUUGCCUGCAGGAGAUGGAAGUGCAAGUCCCUCCAGGGAACCCCAUUGGAUAUGUGCUUCAGGAAUGGCACCCUUAUCUUCCAAAAUUCACAAUCCACAAUGAAAGGAAGGAGCCUCUGCUGAAAAUCAGAGGACCGUUCUGUACCUGUAGAUGUUUCUCAGACGUGCCGUUUGAGGUGACAUCUCUUGAUGAAAAGACGGUGAUUGGCAAGAUAUCCAAACAGUGGUCUGGGAUGGCCCAGGAAUGUUUUUCUGAUGCAGACAACUUUGGGAUACAAUUCCCCAUGGACCUGGAUGUCAAGAUUAAGGCAGUGUUGAUUGGUGCCUGCUUCCUCAUUGAUUUUAUGUACUUCGAGCUCUAAUUCUGAUAUGAGCAGGAUGCACAGCUGAACGAGUGCAGAUUCAAGAUAUGACCUGAUGGUUCCAAGCUCCUUUACAUUUUUUUUACAUUUUCCUUUAAACUCUCAUCACAUUUUUUUUAAAUUUCAAAAGAUUUUGGACAAAUUUCAUUUUAAUAUUGAAUUCAUAUAUUACAAUUUUGAGAAGAUGUUGGGUUGCGUUCUCUGGCACAGAAGGGUGUUGUAUUGCUCUGAUGGGUAAGAAAAGAGAACAAGAUACAUGAAAGAAAAGAUACAUGGAGUGUGGAAGACAAAACCACAUGUACAGUAUGCUCAAAUUUGCUCCUGUGGAAAUUUUAUUAUGCAAAAUCCAUAACUUCAUGGAUGCAUUGGCAGAAAGGUUAUCAAAGCAAAUCACAUCUGUGAAUUACAAAGAUUUAUGUUAAAAAAAAAAAAGCUAAAAGAAAAUUGAAUUAAUCAGUUGUAAAAACAUACUGACCCACUAUUGCUCUCCAUGAUUAACCAUUUGUCCAAGUCAUGUCGUGGCGGUCCGGACCCUAUCCCAGUGGUACAGGGGACAAGGCUGUCUCAAGGGCACACCCUGGAUGGGAUACCAGUCCAUUGCAUCCCAUUG